GCUGUGUAGAGCCGCCUCUUUCGGGGUCUGGCUUUCUUUGCAGGUGGUGCUGCUCCUCCUCCUGCGCUGGCCGCCGCUCUUCGCCGGCUGGCUCGGAUGCACGCGUAUAGAGAGGCGCGCGCCUCGCGCAGUUCUUUGCCGCUGCCUGCACAAUCGGCUGUUCCAGGCCGGCUAGCCACCAGCUCCUCCUCCGUCUCUUUCCAGCCUCAAACUUUGCCCACUGAGGCUUGCAAUCGUUUCUAUUUCUCUUUGGCAAUCUCAGCAACUCCCUCUACUCCGCCUCUGGGCAAGACCUGAGAAGAUGCAGCCUCUCGUUUAACUACACAGUAGUCUGAGGAUUCUGUGUGCUGUAUAACUACAUAAACAAGGAGAAAAUUGGAUCGGUUCUUCUACGCAUAUCUCCCUCUUAUAUACACCCCCCUCUCCUUUUUUAAAAAAAUAUCUGCCUUGAUCGCGGCAGCCGGCGCGCGGAUUUAAUUUCCUGAGAUCUUCUUGUGCGGGCUGUUCUUUAACGGCUCCCUGAAGUGGAAGCUCCGGCACCCGAAGACCGAGGAGCGCCCUUUGGCGGUUUCCCCCUUCCCCUCUUGGACGUGACUUGACCCCGCUGUUUUCUUGGCCACCUUGCGCCCCGAGCCUCCGCCUCCGCCGCUUCGAUUUGCUUGGGGAUUGUAUUGUUCCUUACCCACCCCUGGGGGGCUUGCUUGUUGGAAGCGGAGCUGGGAGGGAAGGAAGGAAGAGGGAGGGGAUGCCCACGGGAAGGUGGGACUGAGCGAUCGGGUCUUCCUCGCCUCUCCGCAACCCGCUGGAUCUCUUGCCUGGAGAAGAGAGCAGGGAGAGCUUGAGGCAGCGGCUGGAGGUUCUUUUCGGCGUAGGGUUUUCGGGCUGCGCUGACAGGAUGCGUUUCUUCCCGUGGGGAUUUUGGCUGCUGUGUGUCGUCGCGUCCUCCUUGGCUAGGAGUGACGGUGGCAACAAGCCCAGGAGCUGCUCCGAGCUCCGGCAACUCUACGGGGCCAAAGGAUUCAGCCCGAACGGAGUCCCCCAAGCGGAGAUCUCUGGGGAACAUUUGAGGAUUUGCCCACAAGGCUAUACUUGCUGUACUAGUGAGAUGGAGGAAAACUUUGCCAACAAGAGUCGGAAUGAAUUUGAAGGCAUGUUGAAGGAAGCCACACGCUCUGUGCAAAUAAUCUUAACAGCCCAGUACAAGAACUUUGAUGGUUAUUUCCAGGAUUUGUUGAAUAAGUCUGAGAAGGCCCUUUAUGACACGUUUCCUGGUAUGUACGGAGACCUAUACAUCCAGAACAUAAAGGUUUUCAAAGACUUGUAUAGUGAGCUGCGGCGUUAUUACCGGGGUUCCAGCAUCAACCUAGAAGAGGCUCUAAAUGACUUUUGGAUUCACCUGCUAGAGCGGCUCUUCAAGUUGAUGAAUCCUCAGUACCACCUUCCUGAUGAGUACGUGGAUUGCAUGGUGAAGCAUUCUGAGCAGCAUAAACCCUUUGGAGAGGUUCCAAGGGACCUGAAGCUGAAGGCAACGAGGGCCUUCAUUGCAGUCCGUUCCUUCGUGCAGGGACUUGGUGUGGGCAAUGAUGUUGUCAGAAAGGUCUCUCAGGUCCCACUGAGUCAAUAUUGCACUCGGGCCAUUAUGAAGCUGAUGUACUGUGCACACUGUCGGGGCAUGUCCAACGUAAAGCCAUGCAACAGCUACUGCCGCAAUGUCUUGAAAGGCUGCCUGGCCAAUCAAGCAGACCUGGACACUGAGUGGAAGAACCUGAUCGAUUCAUUGCUGCUGGUGGCUGACCGCUUUGAUGGACCAUCCAAUGUAGACAUAGUAAUUGGUACAAUUCAUACCAGAAUUGCAGAAGCCAUUUCUAACAUGCAGGAGAACAGGGACUCUAUAAGAGCCAAGACCUUUCAAGGUUGUGGAAAUCCUAAAAUCAACCCAAAAGCAUCCAGUGCUGAGGAAAAGAAGAGGAGGGGGAAGUAUGCUAGUGAAGAUAAACCUUCAGGGCUUAGUUCAGAGAAACUUGUUUCAGAUGCCAGAGGGAAGCUGAGAGAAAUAAAGGACUUCUGGGUUGCCCUCCCAAGCACACUUUGUAAUGAAAAAGUUUCAUCUGGUUCUGUGAAUGAGGACAGGUGCUGGAACGGAAUGACCAAAAGCAGGUAUCUUCCAGACGUGAUGGGAGACGGUCUAGCCAAUCAAAUCAAUAACCCAGAGGUUGAAGUAGACAUUACUAAACCGGACAUGACUAUUCGCCAGCAAAUCAUGCAGUUAAAGAUUAUGACAAAUCGACUGCGCAAUGCAUACAAUGGGAAUGAUGUGAAUUUCCAGGAUACGAGUGACGACAUCAGCGGCUCUGGAAGUGGUGAUGGUUGCAUUGAUGAAAUCUGUGUCAAAAGACAGUCUAAGAGCUCCAGCACCAUGCCGCCAGAGACACACCCAAUGCCUAAGCAGUCUGGACAAGGUGUCAGUGGAAAUAGUAGCAGUGUACUUUUGCCUUCUUCCUUUCUUGUAUUACUUUCUCUGGCCGCUAUUGCAGCACAGUACCUGCGGCGGUAACUCAUUUGUGCAGCCGUGAAAGAGACUGUGGUGGUUGUGGUCUUAACUUUGCCAAAAAUAUGGACUAUAUUUAAUUCAUCUUGGCAAAAUGAGGGAGAUAAAAGUUUUUGAUCGUUUGUGAUAACCUGGCAGUGCUAGAGCUGGUUUUCUUUCUUUCUUUCUUUCUUUCUUUUUUGGUCUUCUUUGAAUGCUGGGCCCUUCUUUCUGUACCUCAUUUUUUUAAGGUCAUUAAUUUGCCACAAAGAGACACUUAGGGGCCCACAAUGGAGCUUGGCAGAUGGAUUUAACAGGGGGAGGGGAGGAAUUGCCCUCAAGGCAACAUCUUCUUUAUUGACUGCAAUAAAACAUGCAACUAUUUCAUAUUCUUAUUUAACUGUAGCCAAGGGUAUGCUACCUGAGUUCCAAACAAUACACCUUUCUAAUUUAAAGAUUUUCAAAAUGUUGUAAUAGGAGGUUAGUUCAUCAUUUUCCAUUAAGCAAGUGGCAAAUGGCCCUUCCUUUUCUUUGAUGUGGGACUAUCUGGUCUGUAUAAUCCUGAUUAGCAAAGGGAUUCUUUAUACAGGAAUUUGUCUGCUUGAAAUUAAUCACUGAAGUCAAAUAUUUCUCCUACAUCUAAAUGAACUGCAGUGAGAUUUAGGUUUUGCAUGAUCCUUUGAAAGUAGCAGUCAAACUGAUAAAAUGCAAUACAGAAUUGUAAUAUGCAACAUUGCCAUAGAAAUAUGCAUGGUGAGAUUUCUGUCGUGAAAGCUUUGCUUUCAGUUUAAGGCUGAAAAUCUUCCUACUGUUAAUAGUGACAACAGUCAAUUUUUACCAAAGGGAUAAUGCAAAGAAACUGUUUUGUGAGGUUUUGUGUGUUAUUACUUAUCCCGUUAGUGAAGCCUGAAGGUGACUGAUUGGCCCAGGGAAUAGAAAUGUCCCUGGACAUUUCCUUGGAUACAUCAGAUUUUCAAGGAACUGCUGGUCUUUGAACAUGCCCCCCCCGUACCACCUAUUACGUUGAUUGAAAGAAGCAGAUCAAAGCCAUAGUUUGAGUCAUCAAAUCAGUCGGAAACUGCCCCUCUUCAUCUCAUGUUGGCAUAGUUAACCAUAUGCUCUCCAGUCAUUAUUUAGUACAACCUCAUCACUUUAGCUAAGUUUCUGACUGAUAUAUUUGGCAAGAAUAUUCUCUGAUAUCAAGGUGGUUGGGAGUAGAGGUAAGAGGGGAUGUUCAACCACAAAUCUACACAAACAUAUUCACAUAUGUAUUUUGCUGUUGAUGCAUCCAUGCUUGCACAGCUCUCUGCUUUGUGUUCUUAGGUUUAUUUGACUUACAGCCAUAAGCAUAUUUUUCCUCUUUCAAAAAUAUACAGCAUACAAAGGCAAUCCUAUUCAUGCUGCUGAACAAUAGGAAGCCCUUGACAUGAGCUUUGCUGUUAAUCAACUUUGUUUUAUAUCAUGGCUUUCCUUUUAGGGAUCAGGGAUUGUGAAAGCAUAUUUUUUACAUUUUAUAUAUAUACAGGCUUUGCAUAAAUGUUGAAAACAUUUCUCUUCUGCGUCAAAGACAAAUGUUGUAUUUCCUCACGACAGCAUUCAAAAAGGCAGAACUACAGAAGCUGUCAUCAAUCGUAAAGCGUGCCCAGUUAGAAGCAAGGGAAAGCAAUUCUAGCAUUGUGGCAUUAGAAGUGCUGAAACAGUGAAUGCAAGCAAAUUAAUUCAGUUGAAUUAUCAUUCCCAUUUCUGGCCUUAUUUGUUUUUCUACAACACUGGGAGAAAUUAGUUUCCUAAUCACCCCAAUCGGUAUUGGAGAGUGCCAAUAACAUUGCCUGAAUGCUGCAAAUAUGUUAUUGAAGUAUGGUGACAGCACAAUUCUUUGCUCCAAGCAACACCUGCUUUUGCACACAUUAUUUUAAAUCCCUUGUAAGCAGAACAAUACCCCAUCUGUUUUCAUUAUUAAUGUUAUCAAUCUGUUUAUUUUUGUUUUCAGUUAAACUAUUCUUAAAUAAUUCUGAAUAUAAAUAAGGCAUGAAAAUCAAAUAUCCUGCCUCCUUUGAACAUAAGUUCAAAUGCCAGAAACAGUGGAGUGCCACAUUCAAAUAGUGUUGUAUAUGUAGCCUUCUGUUGGUAAAAAUACAGAGAAAUGAGCCACUAUACAAAAUGCAGGCAAAAAUGAAACAGCUGCCAUUUCCUCUCCCCUGAAUGAAAAUCUUCUGCCAAACUACUGGAGCUGUAAGCUCAACACGGUCCUGGGCCCUAUAUAAAGCUCAAACUAUAUAUGAUAGUAGUAGGCCCUUGUGUGUUAGCCUUUGUUUUUAACUUAAGUCUGUGCCAUCACAUCUAAAACAGGAAUUGGGUGGGUGAAACUAAUUUUUAUUUUUGUUUAGCAAAAGGAAAUGUGUAAAUAGGAACUGAUGACCCUCAUUCCACACCCAUCACUUGCCUCCUUAUAGCCUCUUCCCUGAGGCACAUUUUGUCCAGCCAACUUUACUUCCAAUAUUAGAGCCCAGCAGAGGGAAAAGUGACAUGGCAGGGUAUGCUACAAAGUGGUAAACCAUGGAUGCGGGAAAGUUCUAUGCCCAUAUACCCUUUUGCUCUAAGAAUUGGAUACCUAAACCCUAAUCCUGCUCUCUAUAUGCAAUUGGUCCAUCCCAUAUUUAAAUAAAUGAGUCUGUAACUGUCACAUGUAGUUUGAGCCUCAGUCCCUUGAUAAGUGCUGUAUCUAAUGCUCACAGGAUCUGAAGCUUUUGUAAUUUUUUAAAAAAGUUUAUUUUUGAAAAAGGUUUCUUUUUGUUAUCAAGAUGGCAAUGCUCUGUUUUGAUGUUUAAAACCACUUUGCUAUAGGGUUUACUGAUGGGCAAAGGAACUUAACACCCAGGCCCCUUGCAAAGCUGUUGGCCAGAAACCAGAGUCUUGGAUGUACAACCUGUUCUUUUUGUGCCAUAAUGUCUGUUUUAGUGGCGGGCCGAGAGUCAAUAGAGUCUUUAAGAGCAUUGAUAUUUAUCAUUUACAAAUGACAAACAACCUAUAAUUUUCUGGUGGGCUUUUUGGAGGUUUAAGUACAAAUAUAUCCACAGUACACAUUGGCUUUUUAAAAUUGCAGUUCUAUCUGCAAUAUUAAGAUCUAUUUCACUUACUGGCAUUCUUGGCCAUUUAUAUAUUUCUUUUGGUUACCAAGGUACUUGUAACUAUCUUGCACUGUUGAAUUAUGUUCUUUGAAUCCUUGUAUAAAUAAAAAAAAAAAGGCUGGAGACUUAAAUGUAUAUGAA
Messenger RNA from Rhineura floridana, 5796 nucleotides. It is a transcript of the gene GPC1, whose product is annotated as glypican 1. The transcript has 9 exons. Gene Ontology annotation, biological process: regulation of protein localization to membrane; cell migration; negative regulation of fibroblast growth factor receptor signaling pathway. NCBI's taxonomy places the organism in Eukaryota, Metazoa, Chordata, Lepidosauria, Squamata, Rhineuridae. Gene Ontology annotation, molecular function: fibroblast growth factor binding. Gene Ontology annotation, cellular component: plasma membrane; extracellular region; synapse. The record is from RefSeq and is a predicted model, not a curated record. Bases 896 to 2554 code for a protein of 552 amino acids.